Ruditapes philippinarum (Manila clam) is the source of this 1085-nucleotide messenger RNA. RefSeq names its product microfibril-associated glycoprotein 4-like. NCBI's taxonomy places the organism in Eukaryota, Metazoa, Mollusca, Bivalvia, Venerida, Veneridae. The transcript has 2 exons. Bases 45 to 1085 code for a protein of 346 amino acids. The record is from RefSeq and is a predicted model, not a curated record.
UUGGCUAGGAUAAAAUUGAAAAAUAAUUUAUUUCGUGCGACGAAAUGGUUGCUGUAUUUCUCAACAGAAAUUUCAUUUUUAUUUUUCUUGCGAUUUAUUUUUGUUAUUCAAACGCACAAAUUUUGGAAAAGGAAUGUGCUAAAUUUGAAUCUAAAUUAGAUAAAGUGUCUUAUAUCCCACAAACAGAUGCGAUGUUAAUUGUACUACAUGGUAAAUCAUUGGUGUCAUGCAUUUAUCAAUGUCAAAGUCUUGAAAUGCCGUCGUCGUACUUCGUUGAAAAUAAUUCUACAUGUUAUUGUAAUUCUGAUGAUUCUUACAACAUGGACAAACAUGAUGAUGCUAACGCAACAAUUACCCGGGGAAUAAGAAAGGAAAAGGUGUCAAUAACGUACAUUCAAGAAGGCAGUCAAAAAGUAAAAAGAAUUCACAAGCAACCCGAGCCAGUUGACUGUCUUGCGUUUUAUCAACAAGGUUAUACCGAAGACGGUGUGUACGUGAUCAAACCAACAGGAAGUACUGCUACUGAUGUAUGGUGUGAUAUGACCAAUGGUGGAUGGACGGUUAUACAACGGCGGCAAGACGGAUCAGAAGAUUUCUACAGAAACUGGGAAGACUACAAGAAUGGAUUCGGGAACAGGAGUAGCGAGUAUUGGCUCGGACUUGAACAUAUAUACUAUUUGACGAUUGCCGACAGUUCACUAUAUGUAUGCUUGGAAACGUUUGAAAUUGACAAUGUUGAUCCAGUUUCUGCUUUUGCUGAAUACUCCACCUUCAGUAUUAAGGAUGAGAGUGAUAAAUACAGAUUGUCGGUUUGGGGAUAUAACGGCUCGUGUGGCGAUUCCAUGUCGUAUCAUAAUAAUAUUCAAUUCUCAACAAAAGACAGUGAAAAUGACCUACACAGCAGCGUAAAUUGUGCAGUGUACUGUCACGGAGCUUGGUGGUACAAAACGUGUCAUCAUGUGAAUCUAAAUGGAUUGUACCCACACACCAAUGGUUUGGAGACAGAUCUGGGCAUUAAUUGGUACAAUUGCUGGCGUCGUUACUCGCUCAAGAAAUCUGUAAUGAAGAUAAGGAGAAACAAUUGA